GUUUGGAGCGCCGAACACGGGAACGCCAGCAUAAAACUGAGACUAGUCAGUACGAAAAAAAGUGACUAAGCAUUCCCUAUCCAGGUUUAGUAUCAAUCGCGCCCGUAUCGAGUUAGGAGCCAACGAUUAGAACACAGUCCGCUCAGCGACAGAUCGCCACGCCAGGAAAAGGUCACCAAGAUUGGGGAGCAUCUGGACAGUCCAAUCAGUCCACCUGGAACAAUCAUCGGGAGCGGUGCUCGUUGGAUAGAGUUUUGCGGAAUCAGUGUUACGAUCGAAGUUGUUGGCGCGCAAUGGGUGAUGAACUAUGUUUCGGGCAUGGCAGUAGGCUACCACAAGACAACGUGUCCUGGAAGCAGUGGUUAGAGCUUUUGACUACGACAAAAAAUGGCACACUAGAUCGGAUGUUGCUCGAUUUGCUGCCGGAUGAGCUCUGGCAGGGGCACGCGGUGGCGCUUAGCGUUGUUGGCCACACCAUUGCACUGAUUUUGGUUGUUUGGCUGUGCUGGAAGUUUUACUACACGCCGUUCGUCUGGAAAAGGGACCUUACCGACAUUGGCUACAACCAUGUCCUGGAUAACGAGCAGAUACGCCGAAACGACAAAAAGCGAGCCCACACCAUCAACCGAAUAAGACGGCUCCGAAGCGUAGGCCAACGGAUUCCACCGCCGUAUCCAAACGGCUGGUACAGCAUCCUGGAGUCGGAAACCCUGGCCAUCGGUCAGGCCAAAAGCGUCGAUUGUCUCGGUCAAAAUUUCGUCGUCUUCCGCACUGCCAGCGGCGAGGUUAACGUCCUGGAUGCAUACUGUCCCCAUUUAGGAGCGAAUCUCGGAGUUGGUGGCGUCGUCAGAGGUGACUGCAUUGAAUGCCCGUUCCACCAUUGGUCUUUCAGCGGUCGCGAUGGGCAGUGCACCAACAUUCCGUACAUGAAAUCCGGUUCGAUUCCGAAAUCGGCCAAGCUGAAAAAGUGGAAAUCGUUGGAAGCCAAUGGAUUCAUCUUCGUGUGGCACCACGUGGACGAAACGGCUGAACCGUGGGAGAUGAAGAUUGUCCCAGAAGUCGACGAUGGCCGAUGGGCGUACUACGGGAGGAAUGAGUUCCUGGUCAACGCUCACAUCCAGGAUAUACCGGAAAAUGGGGCUGACGUUGCUCACUUGUCAGCGGUUCACGGGCCAAACUGUAUGUCCGGUAGUGAUCUCCGAACAUAUAGACCUGCUUGGGCGGAAUUCGGAAUGCACGCCUGGAAUGCAAGCUGGUUCGCUCCGGAAGAGUCCGAUCCGCCUCACAUCGCCCGAAUGGAUCUGAAGCAUUCGUUUAAAUUCUUCAAAAAGUUCGAAUUCUGCACCGUCGACGUCAAGGCGUUCCAAAUCGGACCGGGCUACGUGCAGCUGCUGAUGCACACAGGCCUUGGUCCGAUGGUGGCUCUGCAGACAGUCACCCCAGUGGAACCGCUCGUCCAAAAGGUCGUGCAUCGAUUCUACGCCCCACGCAGCUUGGGCAAUGCCUUCUUCCAAAAAUUUGCCAUCUGGGCCGAAAGUGUUAUGUUCGAACGGGAUAUGAUGAUUUGGAACCACAAGCAGUUCAUCGACAGUCCACUGCUGAUCAAGGAGGACCGCUUGAUCAAGUCCUACCGCAAGUGGUACAGCCAGUUCUACUCGGAGAACAGCGUCAGCUAUACAUUGGCCAAGGAAAACUUGGACUGGUGAAUCGGGGGCGGAAGUUGCCUUGCCAGAUCAUACCUAUUACUUAUAUUGCUUAACGAUCUUAGAUGCUUUAGGUUAGAAUUAAAUUAGAUGGCUGAUACCAGAGGCAACCUGUGAUUUCCGACGAACAUUGAAAUACUGCUGCCAUUAGAACUGUAAAGUGGUUGUGACGAUAUGCUUACUUGAAUAAACGAAUAAAUUAGUUCUGUGAA
Armigeres subalbatus is the source of this 1915-nucleotide messenger RNA. RefSeq names its product cholesterol 7-desaturase nvd (gene nvd). Bases 294 to 1706 code for a protein of 470 amino acids. The transcript has 6 exons. Gene Ontology annotation, molecular function: oxidoreductase activity; 2 iron, 2 sulfur cluster binding. Lineage: Eukaryota; Metazoa; Arthropoda; Insecta; Diptera; Culicidae. The record is from RefSeq and is a predicted model, not a curated record. Gene Ontology annotation, biological process: cholesterol metabolic process.